UUUAAUUCGGACCAGUAUCGGGUUUGGUUAACAAAACGCUGCGUUUAAAAGUUUCUUUUUUCACAUCGACUGGAGCAAAUGGAACCAAAGAAAACUGUAUCGUCAUGUCUUGAGUCUCUGCUAAAACCCUACUUGAGCAACCACUGCACUACAACAACAAUGGCGUCAACUGCUAAAACCCUAGACAAGAUGAAAACCGUGGAAGAUCCCGAUGUGGGUAUUUCCUGCUUCAUCUUCCAGCUCCCGUUCUUCUGCGGUAUUCUCAAACAGAGUUACUCGGAUUAUAUUGUUAAUGAAGUGGACAUGGAUGGCAAUGUUGUUCACCUGACAUCCUUAGAUAUGCCCCUCCUGAGAUGGAUGUGGAGGAGGAAGAAGAAACAAAAACUUCAGAUAAUCUGUAACAGAUGUUAUGCUUCUGGAAUUGAGUCGUUCAGAUCAAAUUCCGGUGCCAUGGAUGCAGGGCGGUUGGAAGCCAUGAUUAAUCAAAUCACGUCAAGAAUUGAUGGGAAUUCUCAAUUGCUAGCAUGACUUGGUGGUCAUAGAAGGGAUUUUCCAGAAGCCAGUGGACUUUCGAAUGGUUUUUAGCUUAGUUCUUCCUCUAGUUUUGGUGUCUGGAACUUAUGGUGGCAGAGACUAACAACCUCUGGUCAUUGAUGACUUAGACUGACAGUAAAGGGCCAUUGCCAUCUCGACAGGAUAAUCGAAUGUAAGACAUUUGAAUGAUGAUGUCAAAGAUGGAUCUGUCCAAGAUGAGUUCCUUAAAUCUGAUACUACUAAGUACGAAACCACCUGAAUCGUCCGAGAAUGAUAUGAAAGAUCAAACAGAAGGUGAAAGGGGGGAAGAAGUACGGAUAUGGGAAAUUCUUCUUUUC
Tarenaya hassleriana is the source of this 872-nucleotide messenger RNA. RefSeq lists its product as uncharacterized. Gene Ontology annotation, molecular function: pseudouridine synthase activity; RNA binding. The coding region runs from base 79 to 528 and encodes 149 amino acids. The transcript has 4 exons. The record is from RefSeq and is a predicted model, not a curated record. Lineage: Eukaryota; Viridiplantae; Streptophyta; Magnoliopsida; Brassicales; Cleomaceae. Gene Ontology annotation, cellular component: nucleus. Gene Ontology annotation, biological process: pseudouridine synthesis.